Molecule: messenger RNA, 2234 nt
Organism: Musca domestica (house fly)
Lineage: Eukaryota; Metazoa; Arthropoda; Insecta; Diptera; Muscidae
Product: nucleolar protein 11
Exons: 4
Coding region: 93-2207 (704 amino acids)
Biological process (GO): maturation of SSU-rRNA
Cellular component (GO): nucleus; nucleolus
Molecular function (GO): RNA binding
Source: RefSeq, a predicted model, not a curated record
CUUGUGAUUCCUAACAGUUGUAAACAAAAACACGUGCAACACUGUUCGUUAGCUUCUUUUCUCUUGUUUUCCAUUGGAAUUUUCUUGAAAAUAUGACAAAAUUCAUUACCUAUUUCAAUUUGUGUCCCAUACCAGAGCCCAAGGAUUUCUUGGGCAUAUCUCCGGAUAAAGAUGAAGGCAAUAUUAUAACCACAUUGGGCAAAAACAUUAUUAUUGUUAUCAAGAUUUCCACACAAAAACAAAUACGCAGCUGGUCGGUCUUGGAAAAGUUAUCAUCAAAGGUGGUCUACGAUAAGAAAUCGGAGAAAUAUGUUGGGGUAUUUGGUAGCAAAUACCUGAGAUGUUGGGAUGAAGGGACGACAGAUGUAAACAAAUGCAAGAAAUUGAAGUUCCAAAAAUACAUUACAAAUUUGGUUAGCUGCGGUGAUGACACUUUUGUGCUCUACGUUGAUGGCUCUUGUGAACUGUUGGCCAAAGCAUUAGAAUCACGCAAAGAAGAUGCUAAUAUUACCACGGCCCAGCAAUUGGAAUUAUCGAACAAGUUAAGUUUUAGCAAUGCCAGCGUUUUUGUUUUGGCCAAUGGCUCAAAGAUAUUGACAUAUUUCGAAAGAAACAGUUUAAAUGGAGAUUACUACUUGGUACGUUUACCAUUGUCCGAAAAUGGUGCUGAGCUCGAAGCACCAAAACGCUUCAAACUGUCGAGAGAAAAUUUAAGUGUAACUGUUGCUGGUGCGGCCGUAAUUGAAGGUGGAGGUGUACCAGCGUUAUUGACAAUAUGGUCCGAUAAACGCAUGUUUAUAUUAAACCUAUCUGAUGAUGUUUGCCCAGAACGUUCCCCGGGAAAUUUCGUCUCCGUACUAACGCAACUGAAAGUGGACAGUCCGCUGUCUGUAAUGGGCAUAUCGAAACAUUUUGUGGCCAUUUAUGGUGCCAAUCAUGGCCAGGAGGGUGCCUCACUUUUGCUCUACAACACCCAGUUUAAGGUGAUCAAGACAAAACAGUUCUUCAAGGUCUACUUUAACUAUUCCAAGUUGUGGUCGGUCAAUGAUCAUAUUAUACUGGCCAUGGGACAAAAUCUUUCGGUGGUGAAAUAUCAAGUUCUCAAAGAAGUCUUGUCGGAAUUGGUGGGCACCCAGGUGUCAAACGAUUAUCAAACGUCCAUAGAAAUCGAUCAUAUCAAUGAGGAAGACAUGAUGGAAGAGUGUUUACAGUACAGCAAAGAUUUUCAAACACAAAAUAGCAAUGAAGUUGCGGAUGCAGAUGCCGAUGAAGCUGGAAAACCUUUAAAAAUUCAAGAAGCCGAUGGUCUGACAAUUCCCUAUAUGGGUGUACAAGAUUUUGACAAAGAAUUAAAUGCUUUACGACAAUUACACUUGCAUGUUGAUGUGGUUAAUGAUAGCCAAUUGGAUGCUGUCCACAUCAAUUUGAUGUCAAAUCACAAUGAUGCUGGUUUCUCGUGUUCGGAAAUACAAUUGAUUGCCCAACAAUUGGAACGUGUGGGUGCUAGCGAACAUGAAAUAAGUGAAAAACUUUUAACUGUCCUCAUGAAAGCAAAUCUACUGAAAGAUAUUGGUGUGUGUUUAAGACGUUACACAAACAUAUCCGAGAAGAUAUUGUCGAAAACGUUAAAUUACAUUUUAAAGAGAUACAGUAGUGCCUCAGGAGAAAGCAAUGAAAAAGGGACCAAAGUAAAUGGAAUUGCACAAGAAGAACAUAUGGAAACGGAAGGUAUUCUAUCACGAAAGCCCUCCGCGUCGGGCAACACUUCCGAAAUCCAAGAUAUCCUCAAUACACUUUUGGCGUGUUCCUUUGAUGCCGAGACAAUUGCCAAGUGUAUACGCCAAGAUAUGGAAUAUAAAGAGGUGGUUAUUAUAUUGGAACAUCUUUAUAAUAUGAUUACAUCGGACGACAUGUACCUGGAAGAACGUCCGGCAUUGUAUGAGACAAGUACAGAAUAUGAAUUACAAUUAUUGCGUUGGUUCGGCGUAUUCUUGAAUUCCCAUUUCCAAAAGUUGGCCCUCUCCAAAGAAGUAGCUUUGAUUGAAUUACUCUUCAAAUGGCAUGAACUAUUCCAAAGCUAUAGACAAGAAAUCGUGGAAUUGCAAAACGUUGCAGCGCUACUCCAUAAUGUUGUGGAACGUAGGACAGUGGCAAAAGAGAAAAGUUCUUCGAAAUGGUAUUCCAUAGAAGAGGUUUAUUUGUUUUAAAAAAAUAAAGUACGUUGUUAAAUACAA